AUGAUGCUUCAUCGUUACUGCUACUUAAAAUCAGAUAUUGUUGCUAAUGAAAUUAAAUUAAAUUGUUCACUCAAGUUUAGAGUGUUAUUAUUGAUUUGUGAUAUAGGUAUACAAUCACAUAUUAAUAAUUAGUCUAGGCAUUUAAUGUACUUAAUGUACAUUGAUUUUUCUAUGUAAGGAUUGUGAAUAAUAUCACCAUUACAUUUUAAUGAUACUUUUAAUUAAUAUCAUUACCUUAUUUCUCUAAAUAUUCCUUAUGGUACAAAAACAAUGAAAUUUAGAUCUUUGAGUAUAAGAAACGAGUCCCUUUAUUUUUUGCACAUAAAUUAUAUUGGAUUGCUAAUUGGAUAGUACUUUUUAUAAUAGCCAUUAUGAUCAUAAAUUAAUAAGGUUAUUUAACUAACACACUCUAUCUUAUCUUAGGUAGAAUAAUCUUAAUAUCUAUUCUUUUAAUAUAUACACUAUUUAUUAGAAAACAAGACUUAGUAGAAUUUGAAGAUAUAGGAUUUUUUAAUAGUGAAUUACCAGAUAUCGAUAUAUCUUCAUUAGAUUAGAAACUGAGGAUUUCAACUUUAAAUAGUAUGAUUAUAUUAUAAUUUUAAGAUUUUUAAACACAAUUAUUUUAAGUGGAACUCUAAAAGAUUUGGAAUAUUGUUGACAAUGAUAUUGAGAUUAAAUUGAAUAUGUAAAUAAGUAUAUAUUAAUAUAGUCAUUUGAUUGAUAAAGAAAAAAGCAUGAAAUUAAAGAAGAGAGUCUCAUAAUUAUUUGAAAUGCAUUAAAAAUUAAUAAUUGAAUGUUAAGUAUAUUUUGAAUUACAUAAUAAUGACUUAAUUUAAUUAGAUUAUUUAAUUAAAUAAAUUUCAGAUAAUACAGAUUUGUAAUUAAUUAACAAUAUCCAAAAAUACUUUAAUAUAUUAAUAAGUAAAGUUGAUUUAAUAUCAAAUACAUUUUUGGAUUUCAUUGAAUUUCCACAAUAAGAAAGAGAAUUGUUAAAUGAUUUAAAAUUAUAAAACCCAUAAAUUCAUAAAUCAUCUUUGGUUAAAAAAUAAUAAAUCCAUCUCUCUUAUAAGAAAUGGGAAUUACAUUUACCCUAUAUCCCUUACAUGGAUGUAUAAAUCAAAGAGCAUCAAAAAAUUAAAUUACAUGGGGAUUCUUAUAUCUAAUAUUUUAUAGUAAUCAAAAUAAAUAAAUAAAAUCUAAUUUCAUAGAAAAGAUUUAGUGAGUUUCAUGAAUUGAAUGAAUAAUUAAAAUAAUAAGGUAUCAAGUAUUCAUCUUUAUUCCCAUAAAAGAGUAUUGGAAAAUUAACUGAAUUAGAUAUAGAAGAACGAUAAAAAGAUUUAGAAAUUUAUUUAAAAGUAUUAUUGAAUGAUAGAAACAAUCAUAAUUGUUUAACAUUAUUCAAAUUCGUUGGUUUGUCUAUAAAUUAAGAAACCUUUUUAUAGAAAUAAUAUUAUCGUAUCUAAAAAGAUAUAGAAUUAGUUUCUUAAUCUAUUGUUAAAUUUUUAUAAUAUGAAGAUAUUUUAGAUUAAAAUGGAGAUAAAUAUUUUAAAUAUCAAUUUUAAAUUAUAAACAAUAAUUUCUUUAAUUCAUUUCACAUUAUAUCUAAAAGAUAUUCUUAAUUUGAUGAAUUACAUAGCAUUUUAAAAUAGAGGUAAAUUAUAUUAAUUUUAUAUAGAGUUUAAUUCUUGCCAUUAUUACCAUAAAAAUAAAGUGCUUUAUCAUAAUAUGUUAAUCCAAACUAAAGAAGUGUAUUACUUCUCUAAUAUCUUAAUGAAUUGAUAAAGAAUCCAUAAGUUUGUGAGAAUCCACACUUUAGAUAAUUUAUUGAUAUUCCCUUCUUUUAAUUUGAAUCAGAUGAAAUAACCAUCUCAGAAUCAAAAAAUUAAUAUAAUCAAUCUUUUAGAUAUUCAAAUAAUUAUGAUUCAAUAAUCACUAAGAUAGAAGAUAUGAAAAUAAGAUUAUGGGAUUGA
Messenger RNA from Paramecium pentaurelia, 1970 nucleotides. Lineage: Eukaryota; Ciliophora; Oligohymenophorea; Peniculida; Parameciidae. The record is from the annotation of a GenBank genome assembly.